AGGAACUGGUCAGGAGCGGACUGAAGGAAUCCACAAACUUUUCCUACAACUUUUUCUCUCACUCCCACCCUCCCCUCCGGCUCCGUCCUCGGGGGUGACAACUAAACCCCCCCCCACCCUCUCUCACCGAGGAGUUUCGGGGGUGAACUGUACUCGGAAAGAAGGAAACUUGGAGUCGGGAAAAGUUGUGGAGUGAUGCCCGACACACCGCAUCCCUCCCUCCAAAGUUCAGCUAAGGUGGCUAACGUUAGCUCUCCGGGAUGUGCAAGUUUGGGUGAAGUUUUGUGCCGCCGGCAGAGCGAGUCGUGACACGUCUUCCUCGCUGUAGCGGUGAGAAAGCCGCGCGGGACGCCGGAGGACCGCCUCAAACUGGAAGCUUUCAUCCCGGGACUGUUAUUCCAGCCGGGCCAGGUUCCACUACCAAGCUAAUCACUUUUAGCCUCCUGCUGCUGCUGCUGCUGCUAGCUGAUGCACAGCUAACCGCUGUCAGAGCCACACUGGUGGGGAAUAACACGGAACUCUGGUUAAAUACCGGCCACCUCUCACUUCCACCAUGAAAACACUGUGGAGGAACUUUUAUAGGCCUGCCUGCUGAGAUAAAUACUCUCACUUUAGUGGAUGAGAUGAUGCAUGGAGCAGCAGCCAUGAUGACCACUGCAGGAAAAUACAUCCAGAUGUGCACCGUGACAUCUGUGGCUGAGGAGAUCUGAUGACUUGGAGCUGAUUUGAAUCGUUUACAGACUAGUUGGAUGCGUGAAAACCACUCCAAGUGCCUCUUUAGAGUGUUUGAUGAGUUUUGGUCAUUGUUAUGACCAUUGCUCCUUGCUCCCAUCCUGAGGAUCCUCAUCCUGAAUGAAGAGGAGAGUGCAACGAUGAAGGUGACCGUGACCUUUGGCCAGACAGGUGUGGUGGUGCCCUGCAAGGAGGGAUGGACCGUGCGGGACCUCAUCCAGCAAGCCACUCAGAGAUACAGGAAACUGCUGGAACAGGAAGGAGAUUUCCUGGUUCGGACUCAUCAUGUGGAAUACUGUGACGGGGGGAUUUUGGACCCUGAUGAUAUCCUCAGCGAUCUGGUUGAAGACAAAGACAAGCUGAUGGCGGUGUAUGAGGAGCAGGAAGCCCAGCAGAGGGGCGUGGCCAACAACAGCCAAGCCUCAAGCCCCGACCUCUACCAAACAGAGCUCUCUGUUUUCCAGCCAAUCACAGGAGGGGAGAUCGAAGUCAAUUCGUCAGCCCUCAAGUCCGGUACACCCCUGCUGGUGAGGAGCAGCAGUGACUCGGCCCUCGGCCCGCCGCCAGCAGAGACUGAAUCCUCCUUCAAUGGAGACAACACACUCAUGGCAGCCAAUCCCGCUGUAGAGAAGCCAACGGGAGUGGAGCGACCCCAGGGCAAGCACACCUUUAAUGCCAGCUUGACCAGGACAGUGGAGAUCCUGGGAGAGGACAGUCCCCUGGGAAUCCACGUGGUUCCUUACUGCUCGUCACUCAGCGGACGGUCUCUGGGUCUCUAUAUCCGAGGAGUGGAGGAAGAGAGCCGCUCGAGAAAGGAGGGCUUGUUCCAAGAGGAUGAGUGCAUUGUUAAAAUCAACAACACCGAGCUUAUGGACAAGACGUUUAGUCAAGCGCAGGACGUGUUCCGCCAGGCCAUGCGCUCCCCCGUGGUGCGCCUGGAAGUCGUGCCCUCCUCCAACAGAGAGCGCUACGAGAAGAGUCUGAUUAGUCAGCUGUUUGGCGGCGGCGGAAGCGGCAGCCCCCGGACCGCCAAGACCAAAGAUCCACCUCCACCCAUCAAAGCCAAACCUGUGCUCAGACCUGCGGAGAGUCCGACCGCGGGUCUGGAAGUUGGCACGCCCAAAGGGAGGAGUGAGAGCCCCCUUCUGAAGAAGAGUCCUGCACUCAGUACUUUGGUGGCCAAUAAGAGAGGAGGACGGAGGCUGAGGAUCGACUUGAAGAAAGGUUCUGAGGGUCUUGGCUUUACUGUGGUAACCAGGGAUUCUUCAGUUCACGGUCCUGGACCCAUUCUAGUCAAAAACAUUCUGCCACGGGGGGCAGCUGUCAAAGAUGGACGCCUGCAGUCUGGAGACCGCAUCCUGGAGGUGAACGGCGUGGAUAUCACGGGCGUGGGCCAGGAGGAGCUGGUGUGUAUGCUGCGCAGCACGCGGCAGGGGGAAAGUGUGUGUCUGGUGGUCCUUCGUCAGGAGGACAUGUUCCUGCCCCGGGAGAUGAAGGACGAUGUAUCCCGUUUGCCGGCCCCCGUUCUGGAGAUGGGGAAAGAGCAGCUCAUGUUCGAGGUUCCCCUCAACGACACCGGCUCGGCGGGCCUUGGCAUCAGCCUCAAAGGGAACAAGUCCAGGGAGACCGGCGAGGAUCUGGGGAUCUUCAUCAAAUCCAUCAUCCACGGAGGAGCGGCGUACAAGGACGGCCGUCUGCACGUCAACGACCAGCUGGUGGCCGUGAACGGGGAGUCGCUGCUGGGACGCUCCAACCACGUGGCCAUGGAGACGCUCCGUCGCUCGAUGUCGCAGGAGGGGAACGUCCGAGGGAUGAUCCAGCUGGUGGUCCUCAGAGCUGUGAAGGAUCAACAGGGGGCGUCGCCCAACCGCUCAUUUGACAGCACCUCCGGGCCGCAGGGACUGAUGAGCGCCGUGAACGGUCAGACAGGAACCAUCGCUCAGCCCACUGACCUGAUUCACCCCUCCAUGGUGACCAACAGUAUCUAUGCGUUGAAUGUGACCAAUGGGAGUUCUUGCCACAUGGAUGAAGAGGAGGAAGGCGUGCUGUAUGGACACGACUCGGACUUCAGUAGCUCUUACCUCCAGGACAGGGAGAACUCCCACAUCCCGUGCCAGGCUCAGCCCCAGUCCCCCACCGGCGUCCAGACCCAGCGGCAGUUCCAGCACGUCAAGGCCUCCAAGAGCAUGGACCUGGGUACGACUCCGAACCAGCAUCACACUGUGGCAGAUGAGAGCAACGUUGGAUCGCUGGUUGGAAACGCUGCAGUGACACCGUCUCCCCCUGUAGAACUUGGACCGACCCUCGGCUUAAAGAAGUCCAGCUCGCUGGAGAGUCUCCAGACGGCCAUGUCGGAGGUUAACAGAAAGAGCGAGCUCCUCCCGUUCCACCGCCCCCGCCCAAAUAUGGUCAGAGGAAGAGGCUGCAACGAGAGCUUCCGCGCAGCUAUCGAUAAGUCCUACGAUGGACCGGCCGAAGAUGAUGAUGAUGAUUGUUCUGAGCCGAGUUCAGGUCGGGACACCCCCGCCAGUAGCUCGUCCCGCCAGGGAGUCGGCGACCAGACUGAGGAGAAAGGCAAAAAGGAGAAGAAAAAGAAAGCAAAAACAAAGAAGAAAGAAAAGAGCAAGCCCAAAGGGAAAGAAAAGGAGAAGAAGAAAGCGGAGGAGCCCGAGGAGACGGAAAAGAAGAGCAAGAAAAUAGGCUUUGGCCUGCUGAGAUUCGGGAAGAAAAAAGACGAGAAGAAGGAAGCCAAGGCGGCUCUACAGAGACAAAAGUCAGACAUCCUGAGCGACCAUGAGCUGGAGAGGAUGAAAGAAGACAGAGAGAGAAUUGAAGCAGGGCAUCCCGAGCUGCGCGAGCAGCGGCCCAGAGAGCCGCAGGUUGCCGGUGGCGGCCAGACUUAUCCGGAGUUUGAAGACGACGACGCGGAUCCCAACUACGCCCGCAUACAGUCCUUCAGGGAUCGAGACGUCGCUCCGAUGCCACAGCCUCCGUACAAUCCAAUCCAGCACGCCCGCACUCCUUCCCCUCAAGGCCCCCCGGGCAUCCAGGGACACGGAAAUCACGCAAACGAGCCGGCGGUCCUGCCCGACGACGACCCCCUCGACAGGCUCUACGCUAAAGUCAAUAAACCGCGAGGAGCUGGUACGACUUCUGCACCUGCUCCGCCUGCUAAUGACAGUAUGGACAGGAUCCAACAGCUGAGACGAGAGUACCAGCAGGCCCGGCGAGAGGGGAUGGUGCCACCGUAUGAAGAACUGGACUCACGACGCAGAGGCCCUGAAAACGACCCACACAGGCAGGUGCCGGGCAGAGGGACGGACCACCGCCUGACACCACGAUAUGAAGAGGUGGAGCGUCAGUACGCCUCCCUACCGAGACGAGGUCCUCUGGACCCAGCAGAUUAUCCCAUGCAGCCGUGGCCGGGUCACUACCCCGGACCACCCCAGGCCCAGCAGGGAUACCCUCAGUCCCCGGCCUACCCCACCUCUCAGCCCGGCCCGCCGUACUCCGGCUACCCGGGCGGACAGCCGUACCCGCGUCCAGGCGACCCCCGGGGCGUUGACCCCGGCUACUACCCCCACCCAAAUUCCCAGCAGAGAGGGCCCCUGCGGCAGGAUGUGCCCCCCUCUCCCACCCCUCCGCUGCGUGGUCUGCGGUACGACACUAUGACCCGCGGGACUGGAGGGGCAGGUUACAGGUAGAGGCAAUUUGUGGACGAAUUCAACUCCAGCCGCCAUGUGGAGUUCAGUUCAGACAAACCGGCACCAAACCAACCCACGACGGAAGAAUGCCACGAAUGCAGCUGUGUAGACAAAUAAGAUCCGGUGAAGAAAGAAAAAAAUCAAAAUAAUGCUGCUUCAUACGAUGCAGCUUUUCAGCUCUGAGUGCUCGGGAGAAACAGAGCUGAAAUCGCCUUCAUUCUCACGCUGUAUGUGCCGUUAGAAGGAUACGGUAAUACACAGACAAACCAGGUACAGCAGGUUAAUUACAGAACGGCCGCCGGCGUGACGCAGAACGUCACGCUGUUUAAAAAAGGUUUCCAUUGCUUUGAAAUUUGCCAGCAUUGAAAGUUAGCAGAGUUUCAGAGCUUUUCCACCAGACUGAUUGAAUCGGUCGAAGCCACAAAGGUAAUUGGAUCCAUUCGAAUCAGACUGCUUACAAUUCACACACAAUUCAGCUCCGCUCAAAAAGCCAAAAAUUCAGCACAUGCUAAACAUGUGGUUAUUCACUUUUUUGUUUUAGUUUUGUUAUGAUUCUGUCAUGAAACCAAAAUCUUUCUGGAGAUUGAAGCAGUUAGUUCCCAUCAGACCGCAUCCACAGAAUAACACAGAGCUCUCUGUGACGCUGUCCUGAUUUACAGAUAGGGAAAACGCCACUUUACCAAACUUGUGAAAGACUGAAGAAUCACAUGUUUCCUGUAGCCAGUGAAUUUUCACUGCAUGAAUCAUCUCUUUGUGUCGUGAUCAGUUU
Messenger RNA from Salarias fasciatus (jewelled blenny), 5205 nucleotides. It is a transcript of the gene pard3bb, whose product is annotated as par-3 family cell polarity regulator beta b. The record is from RefSeq and is a predicted model, not a curated record. Gene Ontology annotation, biological process: establishment of cell polarity; intracellular protein localization; cell adhesion. Lineage: Eukaryota; Metazoa; Chordata; Actinopteri; Blenniiformes; Blenniidae. The transcript has 26 exons. Gene Ontology annotation, molecular function: phosphatidylinositol binding; protein binding. The coding region runs from base 873 to 4436 and encodes 1187 amino acids. Gene Ontology annotation, cellular component: cell cortex; adherens junction; apical plasma membrane.